Molecule: messenger RNA, 186 nt
Organism: Phanerochaete carnosa HHB-10118-sp
Lineage: Eukaryota; Fungi; Basidiomycota; Agaricomycetes; Polyporales; Phanerochaetaceae
Exons: 1
Cellular component (GO): cytoplasm; nucleus
Molecular function (GO): protein binding
Source: RefSeq, a predicted model, not a curated record
GGUCACGUCGACAUCGCCCGCGCCCUCCUCGACCACGGCGCAGCUGUCGACACGCAGGAGAAGGACGGAUGGACGCCGCUACACCUUGCUGCACAAUUCGGCCACGUCGACACCGCGCGCGCCCUUCUCGACCAUGGUGCAGAUGUCGAUAGGCAAAACAAGAACGGCUCGGGGCUCACGCCGCUA